This is a messenger RNA of Vigna radiata var. radiata (mung bean), 1686 nucleotides long. Its product is annotated as D-xylose-proton symporter-like 3, chloroplastic. Lineage: Eukaryota; Viridiplantae; Streptophyta; Magnoliopsida; Fabales; Fabaceae. Bases 39 to 365 code for a protein of 108 amino acids. Gene Ontology annotation, cellular component: membrane. The record is from RefSeq and is a predicted model, not a curated record. The transcript is spliced from 4 exons. Gene Ontology annotation, molecular function: transmembrane transporter activity. Gene Ontology annotation, biological process: transmembrane transport.
AUUUAUCUCCUUCUGCUCUUAGUGCAGAAAUGUAAUCAAUGAUUUUUCAUUUUGUUGAUUUGGAUCCACAGUCACCUGACCUUAGCGGAAUAACAUGGUUCAAUCUUUCUGCCAUUCAGCUUGGACUGGUGGUUAGUGGUUCCCUAUAUGGGGCUCUUCUNGGCUCACUUCUCGCAUAUGCUAUAGCUGAUUUCCUUGGGAGGAAGCGACAACUCAUUGCUGCAGCACUGUUGUAUAUAGUUGGUGGUGUGGUUACUGCAUAUUCACCAGAACUUGGUGUUCUCUUAGCAGGAAGGAGAGGAAUGAAGCUCAGUUCUAGAGAGAGAAGGGAUCCUCACAGCUUCCAGAGUGAUCAACAUAAGUGAGGACAUCUUUGAUGGAUUUAAUUGUACUCUUCGUGGGGGGAAUGUCACUCACCAGUCACCAUGAAUACAUUCAGGUUGGAAAAGGAAGGGAUGUUGGGUUGAAUCAAGUAUCAAUGUCUGAAGCAAAGGUUGCUAGUGGAAAUGGGGAGCAAGUCCUAAGUAGAGAUGUGUACAGAUUGGCAAAUAGGCUGGAUUUUUUCCGGAUGUUGUCAUUCUUUUACACUACUGUGGGGUUCUUCUUUAACACAAUGAUUGUGAUUCUGAGUGUUUAUGGGGUCGGCUAUAUCUUGCGCUUAGUUGGUUUGCUGGAAUUCACUAAAUUGAAAUUCAUUGAUAUUUUUACUAGCUUGCUGGCAUUCGUUCCCACAGGUUGGUGCCUGGUAUCAAUUGCCCAAGUAUUCCAACCACUUUUGCAGUCCACUAUCAUUUGGGAUUGUGUUGUUUCAGUGGCUGGCCUAUAUGACAUAAUGUUUGGAGUCAUUGUUAUGGCCCCUGUAUCAUGGUUGCCUGGAUUUCAGAAUACGCAAACCAGAAUACUUUUUUUCCUGUCCUGUGGAUAGGGGAGAUUAAUCUUUUGUUUUACUUUGAUGAUCAUAUUUGUUAUUGUAAUUAGUCAAUUCUGAUGUUUUUUAAAAAAAGCACGAAGAGAUGUCUGUUAUCCUCGUCUCCUACUCUCCCUUGUUUGUGUGAACUUGUUCUAAGAUUUUGUAACUUAGUUGCUUAGAAAAGAUAAAUUUAGAGGGAAACAAUUUUGUUAUAUUGUCUAACCUCAAGGAUCUUUUCAGAUUGUAUUAUUUAAACUUUGGAUUGCUUCACGAACUCACUUGCUCUUCAAUUUUUAUUGGUAUCCGAAGCAAUAUUUUGAACUCUUCUUUGAUCACGUGCCAAAAGUAGAUAAAUUGAUGGCUGGAAUAAGGAUGUUCAAUUGUCCAGGAAUAGUUGAGAGGGAACGGUGCACUAGCAUGACUAUUUCAUGGAUGCUACAAAUUGUUCAGGUGUGCAUGUUUCUUCCUUAAACUUUCCUUCUUUUAAUCUCUUUUAGUGUUGAAAAAUAGCUACUAACUAAUGAAUUACAUAACUGAGUCGUGGUACCAUUCCACAAAAGUCUUGGAAGUAUUAUCCGUGGAAUUGAAAUACCAAAGUGGUUCAACAAUCAGGUUUGUGAGCAUGGACGAUUCAAUAACCAUAGAUGUCUCUCCUUUUGUGCAUGACAAUAUAGGUAUCGGUUGGUAAAUGAGCAAUGGUUGAAAUUUGGCAGCUCCGUCCCUUGAAGAUACAAAAUUGUUAUUAUAAAAUUCACUUCUAUAGUUUAGAUUGUUCU